Messenger RNA from Dreissena polymorpha, 1841 nucleotides. RefSeq lists its product as uncharacterized. The record is from RefSeq and is a predicted model, not a curated record. The transcript is spliced from 8 exons. Bases 16 to 1656 code for a protein of 546 amino acids. Gene Ontology annotation, molecular function: serine-type endopeptidase activity. Gene Ontology annotation, biological process: proteolysis. Lineage: Eukaryota; Metazoa; Mollusca; Bivalvia; Myida; Dreissenidae.
GUCGUGGACAGACACAUGUUAUCACCAGUUUUGAUCGGUCUUGCCUGUUUUGGCAUGACCACCGCGUGGUGGGGCCCACCAGUUGGUGGUGGUAGUGGUGGUAGUUUAGGUGGAGGCGGUGGCUGGUGGGUGCCAACAGGAUCUGUUGGCGGCGGAGGUUUUCCCGUUGGAACAACAGGCUCUGGUGGCGGCGGAGGUUUCCCGGGUGGAGGUGGCGGAGGUUUUCCCAUUGGAACAACAGGGUCUGGCGGUGGUGGUGGCGGUUGGGGAACAACGGGAUCCGGUGGCGGUGGAGGUUUUCCUGGUGGAGGUGGCGGAGGUUUGCCCGGUGGUAUCGGUACAACAGGCUCCGGCGCCGGUAGUGGCGGUUGGGGUACAACUGGAUCAGGCGGCGGCGGAGGUUGGCCUGGUGGUGGAGGAAACGGUGGUGGUGGAGGUGGUUGGGGAACAACUGGCUCCGGAGGUGGUGGAGGUGGUUGGGGAACAACGGGAUCAGGUGGCGGUGGAGGCUGGCCUGGUGGAGGUAUCGGCGGAACAACAGGUUCCGGGGGUGGUGGCGGCGGCUGGGGAACAACUGGUUCCGGUGGAGGAGGUGGUGGCUGGGGAACGACCGGUUCGAGCGGCGGCGGCGGUGGCGGUGGUGGUUGGGGAACAGGAAGUUGGCUCACUGGACCUGUUGGCGAUGGCGGAUGGCCUGUAGGGCCAGGUGGAGGUGGAUGGGGGACAACGGGUAUACCGACGACACCAGAACCAGAUCUCAGCUGUGAUGGUAACGGAGGCACUUGCGUCAGUGGACACUGUGACGGCGAGGUGGACGCGAGUUUCGAGUGCGCUACUACCGGGACCUCUUGCUGCCUACCCAACGUUCUUCCGUACGAGUGCGGAGACCCCUACUUAACUAGAAGUGGCCUACUUCCGGUCCUUCAGGGAGGUCAGAGCCGCAUUGUGGGAGGGACGGAAGCAAAGCCACACACGUGGCCAUGGCAGGCAUCCCUCCAGAAGUCGGAUAAAUUUCACUUUUGCGGAGGAUCCUUAAUAGCGGCACAGUGGGUUUUAACCGCAGCACACUGUGUUGAAGGGGUGACCUCAGUGGCGAGGGUAGUGCUUGGGGAACACAACCGAGAGAUAACUGACCCCGGUCGCGAGCAAGUGUUCAAGGCCUCUGUAUUUUCGCACCCGGAGUACAAUAAGGGCGUCGCCAUACCCCACGAUAUCGCUUUGCUGAAGCUGUCGGCGCCGGCGAUCCUUGGUCACCACGUGUUUCCGGCCUGCGUACCGCAAAUUGGCAGGGAGUACAACACGUCCCGUGGUGAUGAGUGUUGGAUCUCCGGUUGGGGUGAUACGAAAGACACUGGAGAUGAAACGAAGCUGAACGAACUGCGUGUUAACAUCACCGCCAAUGACGUCUGUCGUAAGAUGUGGGGCGACUACAUUCUCGAGUCCCAGAUCUGCGUCGGCCUCGGGGAUAUUGGCGCGUGCAACGGUGAUUCCGGUGGCCCCCUGUCGUGUGUCCGAAAGGGCGAGACCUCUUGGGAGUUGGCAGGGGCCACUUCCUGGGGCUACAACGGAUGUCGCCAGGCCAACAAGCCGAACGUCUACACGCGCGUGUCCUCCUUCCGGCCCUGGAUCCUCGCCACCAUCCGCAAAAACAGCUAACACUCCAAUAAUACUGCAAGCACUGAAAACCUGCCAUAAAGUGUCUAAUGUAGAUUUGAUGAAAUGUUUCAUUUUUUCAAGGUGCUUUAGGUUGAUUUAUUUGGAAUUUAUAAUUUGGUUUUAGAUUGGAAAAUAUAUACUGUUUAUUUAACAAACACUUGUAUGUAAAUAAAUAUAUUUAAAUA